Ziziphus jujuba (common jujube) is the source of this 1843-nucleotide messenger RNA. RefSeq names its product squamosa promoter-binding-like protein 8. The coding region runs from base 680 to 1684 and encodes 334 amino acids. Lineage: Eukaryota; Viridiplantae; Streptophyta; Magnoliopsida; Rosales; Rhamnaceae. The transcript has 3 exons. Gene Ontology annotation, molecular function: DNA binding. The record is from RefSeq and is a predicted model, not a curated record. Gene Ontology annotation, cellular component: nucleus.
GUCACUUGGCAAGGGGGAAAAAAAAAAAGAAGGAAACACUCCAACUCGUCCAAACUAGUUGGACUGGGAAGUAGGAACCUUACCACACAAAUUCCAUUCCAUUGAUAGUGGCAUUCCUUCGUAAAUAAGUAACCAUCAUUUGGUCAAUAUAGAAAUUAGAAGUCCACACCUCUCCUUCACGCAUUUCGCUCACAAUACAUCCCACCAAUCACUUCCCUCUGCAGUAGCCGCCUCAUAACUCAGUUUUCUUUUCCCGUCUUCCCUGAAACAUAGAAAGAGAGAGAGAUUAAAAAAAAAAAAAAAAUUUAAAAGGAAGAGCUUUUUAGGUGGAGGGACACAUACCCAAAUAGACCCACUCCUUCUGCUUCAUUUCUUCUCUGGAGACAAACCCUGUUAAACCAUUGUAGCUGAGCCUCUCACGAAAGACAGCGAGCCUAAAAUUUGUACUGUUUUUCCCAAUUACCAACCUCGUCAUCUCUUUCUCUUUCGGUGUGAGGUAAGGUUUCGACUGUUUUGUAUUGGAAACGGAGAAAUAGAGAGAGAGAGAGAGAGAGAGAAACCGACAGAGAAUCGUUUACUGACACAUUCUUUGUUUUUUUUUUUGGGCGUUUGGUUUGGCUUUGGCUUUUGCUUCAGUGCAGAUUUCCUCCAACUGCGUGGUUUAGGAAAAAAGGAAAUUAUGUUGGAAUAUGAAUGGGGUAACCCUUCCUCGAUCAUGCUCUCUGCCGAUGAGCACGAACCGGCUUCUGGAUCCGACCCGAUCCGCCACCAUAACAUUCUCGAGCACUAUGCUAACGCCCAGAAUGCUUUCAGCGAUAGCUUCCUGCCUCCUCCUCAACACUCCAACAACCCGACCGCCUCCUUCGCUCAUCACUUUAACCCGCACCAGGUCCAGGUCUCCCAAGGCCAAGGUCACCACCACAACCACAAUCACAACCACCACGCCCUCUCUCUCUAUGACCCACGCGCCUACGCUGCCACGUCGUCGUACGCGCCUCCGCAACCUCUCUCGAUGUUGUCGCUUGAUUCCGUCACUGGAGGCGGCGGACACGGAGGUCAGGGGUUCAUGCUGGUGCCGAAGAGCGAGGAGGUAUGUCGGCCGGUGGAUUUCGCUUCGAGAAUCGGGCUGAAUUUGGGAGGCAGAACGUACUUCUCGUCGGAGGAUGAUUUCAUGAACAGGCUGUACAGGCGGCAGAGGCCCGUGGAGCCGGGGUCGACCAACUCGCCGAGAUGCCAGGCGGAGGGAUGCAAUGCCGAUCUCUCGCACGCCAAGCACUACCACCGACGCCACAAGGUCUGCGAGUUCCACUCCAAAGCGUCGACCGUGAUCGCAGCCGGUUUGACUCAGCGAUUCUGCCAACAGUGCAGCAGAUUCCACCUCCUUUCGGAGUUCGACAAUGGAAAACGCAGUUGCCGGAAGAGGUUGGCGGAUCACAACCGUCGCAGGAGAAAAACUCAGCAACCAAAUCAAGAAAAUCCCAAGUUACUGGCUGAAAAUUCCCGUAUUUUACCUUCGGAUAGUGUUGAAAGGUCUCCACCGGACUCUGGAGCUCAGUCAUCGUCGUCAGUGACGGUGGCAGUAUCGCCGCCAAGAAUGUCGUUGGUUUGUUUCAGACAAAGAUCAUAUCAGAGCAGUACUAGUUCGUCAGUAUCAUCAAGCUCACUUUUUUUCUCAAAUGGGUAAAGUUCCACUCUGAAAUGCACGGCCAACGAAAAAGGGCUCUAGUAGGAAAUGGAGGACAAUUUAGCAAAUAACAUUUGUCGAAGCUAUGUCUAGUUUUUAGUUAUGGUCUUAAUUUUUAGUUACAUGAAAUGGAACUGGAAGAGCUUUUCUCUGUUUUUC